AUGGCAGUACCUUCGGACGGAUCGUAUGGCAUUCCCAAAGGACUGGUGUUCUCGUUUCCAGUCACAGUUGAUGGUGCUACAAAAGAGUGGAAAAUCGUCCAAGGGCUCUCGCUCGAUGAGUUUGCGCAGAGCAAGAUUGCUAUCACUCUUAAGGAACUCGAAGAAGAGCGCGAUGUUGCGCUGAGGGCUUGUGAGGCUGCCAGCUGA
Molecule: messenger RNA, 207 nt
Organism: Cooperia oncophora
Lineage: Eukaryota; Metazoa; Nematoda; Chromadorea; Rhabditida; Trichostrongylidae
Source: the annotation of a GenBank genome assembly